This is a messenger RNA of Sphenostylis stenocarpa, 984 nucleotides long. The record is from the annotation of a GenBank genome assembly. Lineage: Eukaryota; Viridiplantae; Streptophyta; Magnoliopsida; Fabales; Fabaceae.
AUGUUUGCCAUAUUCCUCCUCCUUGCAGUUGGGAUUUCCGAAGUCACGUGCCGCAAAAUGCAUGAGACAUCCUUGAGAGAAAGACAUGAAGAAUGGAUGGUAAGAUAUGGCAAAGUGUAUACGGAUGCUGCAGAGAAGGAAAAACGUUUCCUCAUAUUCAAGGACAAUGUGGAGUUCAUUGAAUCAUUCAAUGCUGCUGCCAACAAACCUUACCAGCUUGGUGUUAAUCACCUUGCUGACCUCACACUUGAGGAAUUCACGGCUUCACGUACUGGACUGAAGAUUCCUCGUGAGUUGAGCAAAACACCAUUUAAGUAUGAAAAGGUCUCUGAUAUUCCUGAAGCUAUAGACUGGAGGGCAAAAGGAGCUGUUCUUCCAGUCAAAGACCAAGGUUUCUGUGGGAGCUGCUGGGCGUUUUCAGCCGUGGGAGCAAUUGAGGGUAUCAACAAAAUAAGCACAGGUACUCUUGUGUCCCUUUCAGAGCAAGAGUUAGUGUCUUGUGACACAAAAGGUAGAGAUGGAGGGUGUGCAGGUGGUUACAUGGAAGAUGCAUUUGAAUUCGUCAUAAAAAAUGGUGGAAUCGCCAGUGAGGCUAGCUAUCCCUACAAGGCCGUUGAUGGGAAAUGUGACACAGCAGCACCCGCAGUGGUUAAAAUCAAGGGGUAUGAGAAAGUUCCUCCCAACAGUGAGGAUGCACUCAAGAAGGCUGUGGCCAACCAACCAGUGUCAGUUUCCCUUGAUGCAGAAAGUAGAGAUUUCAUGCUCUAUGCAAGUGGGGUUUUCACAGGACAAUGUGGAACUGAGCUAGACCAUGCUGUUACUGCAGUGGGUUAUGGCACAGAAAAUGGCACUGACUAUUGGCUAUUGAAGAAUUCAUGGAGCACAGAUUGGGGUGACAAAGGAUACAUAAAGAUGCAACGAGGUAUAGCUGCAAAAAGUGGUUUAUGUGGAAUUGCCAUGGAUGCAUCUUAUCCAACGGUUUGA